AUGCGGCUCUUCCUGUCUGCGGGGUCCGUUCGCCGCGUACGCAUCGUCUUGCUCCGUGCAACCCACCUACCAUUUGUCGCAUUGAUCUGGAUCUAUGAGAAGACCCGACGGCAUGCGCAUCGGCGGCCUACUUGUCAAUUGCCUCCGAUGCUCGCCGCACGAGAUCUCGGCCGUCGUACUUCUGUCAUCGAAUCUAGUCCCUCCCGGUGCCAGGACCCACUGCAUCCUUCCGUAGCGGAUACACAUUGCCUAGGCCCUGGUAAGGCCAAAACGAGCCUGGAUCAGCACGCGGGAGUGCAUGAACCAGGGCGAGCCGAACGAGCUGGUCAAGUUGAAGACAUGAUCGACGAGGUGGAACGGCUGCGUGCCCAAGUGGAGCGCGUAGCAGCAACAGUUGGGGUGCAACGCCGCCGCUGA
Messenger RNA from Penicillium lagena, 417 nucleotides. RefSeq lists its product as uncharacterized. Bases 1 to 417 code for a protein of 138 amino acids. The transcript has a single exon. NCBI's taxonomy places the organism in Eukaryota, Fungi, Ascomycota, Eurotiomycetes, Eurotiales, Aspergillaceae. The record is from RefSeq and is a predicted model, not a curated record.